Molecule: messenger RNA, 1059 nt
Organism: Purpureocillium lilacinum
Lineage: Eukaryota; Fungi; Ascomycota; Sordariomycetes; Hypocreales; Ophiocordycipitaceae
Source: RefSeq, a predicted model, not a curated record
AUGGAUGCCUCAGCUGCAGACGCCAUCGGCGCCGCGCUUCCUGCGACGGUGAUCCAUAACCGCCACCUCCCGCGGCGACAGGGGCGCAUCUUCCGCCGCUCCUUCAACCACACCAUCCGCGGCAACGCGAAGCGCCUCGCCCAGGCCAACGAUCCUCACCUCGUCUACGAGACCCUUGGUGUUCCCUCCGUCUUCGAGCAGGAGCCUCUCCCCAGCGCCCGCAACGGCACUCUCAGAGUCCAUCUCGAAAGCGAUUUGAGAAAGCAGUACGGCGCCGCGCGGCCACUGCCCCGCCAGCGCUGUCGGAACAACCCCACCAACCGCGGCCGCCUAUGCGGCCAAGACGAGGACGAGGGCCGGGAUCUUGCCCAUAGUGAGAUCCCGUUGCCCUCGGAUCGCUUCCGCCUUGUCAGGCGACCCACGCUCGAGCGAGAGGAGGCCUUCCGCGAUGCCAGCACUGCCAAGGGCAAGGUUCGUGUCCGACGAGACCCCACCGCCCGCGACAACGACGACGAGCAGGUCGCCGAGCUGCAUCGCAUGGGUUUGCUCUAUGAUGACAGUGACCGCCGCGCCGUCGGCGAGGAUACCGUCUUCAACCUCAACAGCAUCCAGCACGAGCAGCCAGUCUACUCCAUCCGCCCGGCCAAGCGCGCCCGCAAGGGCACAAAGGCCGGCUACAACCUCCACCUGGAUCUCUCAUUCUCCGACCUUGGCGAUGACACCGCCAUCGCCCAGUUCUUCCCCUCCAAUGAUGACAACAACUAUCACUUGGAGACGUCCGGCGACGAGGACAUUCAACAUUCGCCUCGACAGUCAUAUCCGCCCCUCCGGGUCGUCUACGAGCUCGCCGGCUCCGGACAGCCCCCUUCCUUCGACGUCGACACGUCGCAGCCCCCCGACUUGGUCACCGACACUCUUUCCGACUACGACUGCUUCUCUGAGAGCGAUCUCGACGACACGCCCUCCCAGCGUGAGAUGCGCCUGAGCGCCGUGGACGGCCACAGCCACCCCAACGCCUCUCCGGACGAGACGUGGGUCGUGCUGGGUGACGACUCGUAG